GAAGUAUCUGUCAAUCCUGGAUGCGAUGGAAUAUAGCAGUAUAGCGGUAUCGAAUUUGAACUUAAACGCGUAUUAAACUUUAAAGUCAUUUAAAAAGUCGAGUACUUUAAAAACGAACAUAAAAAUAAUGAGUUAUCUUUCGGGAACAGCAAGUUUACUGUAUGAGCUAGAUAAAAAACUGAUGGUGUUACUUCGAGAUGGAAGAACGCUCAUUGGAUAUUUAAGAAGCAUUGACCAGUUUGCUAACUUGGUACUUCAUAAGACCAUUGAAAGAAUUCAUGUUGGUAAAAGGUAUGGAGACAUUCCUCGUGGAAUUUUUAUUGUUCGAGGAGAAAAUGUUAUUCUUUUGGGAGAGAUAGACCUUGACAAAGAGGAAGGUACUACUUUAGAGCAGGUUUCUGUAGAGGAGAUUUUGGAAGCACAGCGUAUUGAGCAAGAACAGAAGCAAGAACAAGAGAAGCUUCGUGCUAAAGCUUUGAAAGAACGAGGACUGGCAUAUCACCUAGAUACUACCUAUGAGGAUUUUUAAAAAGUUCGAAUAAUAACUGUGUUUUGCAGGAGUGAGCCAGGGAGUUCAUUCUUCUUCCAUAGUUCUCUUUUGGCAUAUCUUAUAAUUUUUCUUAAAAUAGAUUUAUUGUCCUUGCAGAAUGGAAAUAAAGUUUAAUACUUCAAGCAUUUGAA
This is a messenger RNA of Limulus polyphemus (Atlantic horseshoe crab), 681 nucleotides long. RefSeq names its product U6 snRNA-associated Sm-like protein LSm1 (gene LSm1). Gene Ontology annotation, biological process: deadenylation-dependent decapping of nuclear-transcribed mRNA. The transcript is spliced from 4 exons. Gene Ontology annotation, molecular function: RNA cap binding. Bases 128 to 529 code for a protein of 133 amino acids. The record is from RefSeq and is a predicted model, not a curated record. Gene Ontology annotation, cellular component: Lsm1-7-Pat1 complex; P-body. Lineage: Eukaryota; Metazoa; Arthropoda; Merostomata; Xiphosura; Limulidae.